AUGUUUAGUUCGCUUGUGAUAUUUUUCAUUCCGUACGGUACCUUACUGAAUGGAGUGUCUUCUAAUGGGAAAGACCUGGACGACUAUUCAACACUUGCAUUUACCACCUUCACUGCCCUUAUCGUGGUGGUCACAGGGCAAAUCGCUUUUGACACGGCCUAUUGGACUGGGAUCAGUCAUUUUGUCAUUUGGGGAUCGUUGAUAUUUUAUUUGUUGGUGGCAUUUCUCAUCUACGAAGGUGGAGAUUAG
Messenger RNA from Strongylus vulgaris, 249 nucleotides. NCBI's taxonomy places the organism in Eukaryota, Metazoa, Nematoda, Chromadorea, Rhabditida, Strongylidae. The record is from the annotation of a GenBank genome assembly.